Molecule: messenger RNA, 2176 nt
Organism: Umbelopsis ramanniana AG
Lineage: Eukaryota; Fungi; Mucoromycota; Umbelopsidomycetes; Umbelopsidales; Umbelopsidaceae
Exons: 3
Coding region: 26-2095 (689 amino acids)
Biological process (GO): signal transduction; activation of GTPase activity
Molecular function (GO): GTPase activator activity
Source: RefSeq, a predicted model, not a curated record
CUUUGCUUUCGCUCACUCUUUCCUCAUGACAACUGAGAGCUUACCAAUAUCAGCGUCGGAGCUGAAGCACCAAUAUCAAGAUGCGCACAGUAAUCUGGCAGCAAAGAAACCCAGAAAGUCUAAUCGCGACUCAUCUCGCCAUUCCGCUGGCCCGCUUAAACCAAAGCAGUCGUCACCAGAAGCCCAAAAACACGAAAUACAAGCGUCUCCUCCUCCAUACAACGACAAAAUUCGCCCGCUUCCGAAUCGAAAUACCAAAAAACCCGGUGCUCCACUUCGCAAUGAUCAGUGGAAACAAGUCAAUUCAUCCACGAAUGAUUUGCGAGUACGAGCUCCUACCUCGGAAGCAGCGAGUCACAUCGAGCGCUUCAAUAUAGCUAUGAUGCCUUACAACGUGUCUCGAAUAGUGUCUGAAGUCGAUGAUAAUGGGUCGCCAACCCCGCGCAAAGUCAUCACACCUAAAUCAAGCAAAAGCUCCAUCACCGCUACAUCCCGUACUAGUCCCCUGGCAUUUAAAAAGGGGCGAAGUCAGAACAGUAAAUCUUUCGAUGCCACUCCUCAAUCUACCAAUUACGUCGAUUUGGAUAUGACAGAUAACAAGCCGAAACGAUCUUCCAACUUAUUCGCAAUGUUGCUGUCAAAGCGCUCGCCUUCAGCUGAUAAAAUGCGAUCUCCAAAGCCGUCAGCCGCCUUUAUUGGUGUUGCAUUAGAGGAUAAUUACUCUUUCACUUCUGUGGACGUAAAGGGCGAUAAGAUCGUCGUUCCUACUAUAUUGAAUCAAUGUUGGAUGGAGGUUAGAAAACGAGGUUUGGAGGUCGAAGGUAUCUUUCGCAUCAAUGGUGGAGAGAAGGAAGUCAUUGCUCUAUGCGAAGAGUUUGAAAGAGCUCCUGUUGAAGUCCAUGAUUUCUCUGCCAUGAAUAUCCAUACUCUUCCUUCCGUCAUUAAGAAAUACUUAGGCGCCCUUCCAGAACCUGUCAUUCCCGUUCAAUUUUCGACCGUCUUCAUGGAAGUUGUCGAUUUGAACACAUCCGAUUUUACCAAAAUUGAAGCACUGAUCGAGCUAGGAUCGCUCAUGGCCUUCCCACAUCUACAUCUUUUGGUGUAUCUUUUGGAUGUAAUUAUCAACGACAUCCUGGAGCACUCGGAAAAAAAUCUGAUCACAUCUGAAGCAUUAGCUGUGCUGCUCUAUCCGUCAUGUAGCGGUCAGGAAAUACUAUCCGUCGCAGCAGCGGCAGCGGCAGCUCGCCGACCUUCGAAUCGCCGAAAUUUUCAUGGUGUGUUUCAAGGGUCGAAAAAUGAGGACGCCGACUCCAUGUUGAAUGCUGCUACUCGAAAUAGCGCACGUUGCAUGCAAAUGUGGGAAUUCUUGAUGGACAAUCGAGAACCGCUGACCAACGGCUGGCGGAAAAGCAUCCGCAAAGUUCUGACUUCUCAAAAACGAUCAACAAAAGAAAUCAUUAGCUUCGUCGCUGGCGACAGGUGUCCAUCACAAAAUGAGAUGCAAAAGGAACAACUCUCCAGUAUUGAUGAUCGAAAACCUAUCUCAGCAGCAACAGAUCGUGGUCCAGAACCGCAAAAUACCACUGAUAAUCAUUCCAUCUCUGAUGCCAACCCUUCGAUAUCAAGCAAACACCAUCCCUCAUCGUCCGACGUUAGUGCAAAAGACAUUGACGAAAUAUACCCAGAUCAUAAACCCUCCAAACAAGAUGAACAUAAGCAGCUUCGCCUGAAAGCAUCACUCUCUACACCGACCGCUUCCUCCAAUCCUGAAGAAAGCAACCCAGCUCAAAAGAAGGGUUUCUUUGCUCGAUUGCGUACUACCUCCAUGACGACACGCAAUGGUCCUCCCCCUGUGCCAGCUCACCAGCCUCCUCCUGUACCUAUUCACAAUGCUGAUGCACAGCGCAACCGGCCACCUCGACAGCACAUGAAGCAGCCUUCAUUUCGGGCCCGCGCCGCUGCUGAAAAGGUGAUCAAGCGAAGAAGCGUUGAUCUGUCCAACAAAAGACCUCCUGAACCCGAAAGAACGUCUGUUCCAAAUAACUGGGUGAAAAAGACAUACAAGGUUGCCUUCAAAGGCCAGCCCAAUGAGUAAAUGCGAAAAAAUCCCAAAAAAAGGAGAAGAUAAUGUAGUCUCAUAUACGAUACCAGUGUUUUUUUUUAUUCAGUCUUGUAA